Molecule: messenger RNA, 1884 nt
Organism: Haliotis rubra (blacklip abalone)
Lineage: Eukaryota; Metazoa; Mollusca; Gastropoda; Lepetellida; Haliotidae
Product: lipase maturation factor 1-like
Biological process (GO): protein maturation
Cellular component (GO): endoplasmic reticulum membrane
Source: RefSeq, a predicted model, not a curated record
UACAAACUCGAUGGUACCCAACCUGUUGAUAUCAGAUAUUUUUAAUUUGUAACAAUCAUGAGUAAUUUAAGAAGUGAUAGUAAUGAUAGAGAGGAGGAUUUGAGAUUGAGAAAGAGGCGGAAGAAGAAAGACGUGGAUGACAGUGACCCUAUUAGUGAAAAAUACGUGUCGGAAGGGAGUGUCUGUCACAUCGACACGAGCGAUAGUGGCAGUAGAGACACAGAGACUAAGAAGAAAAUCAUUGGUGGUCUGCACAAGGGAACAUUUUGGUUGACAAGGAUUGUUAUUUUAAGAUCUUUUGGAUUCGUCUACUUCGUUGCUUUCCUUGUGGCCUUGAAUCAGAAUAAACAGCUGAUAGGUAAAAAUGGCCUCCUACCUGCCAACCAGUAUCUUAAUGACAUUAAGAAAAAGACAGGUGGAAUUAGCUGGGAUGCGUUCAACACAUGCCCCAGUGUCAUCUGGUUUUUCAACUACAACACACACCUGGAUCAGAUCCUCGACGUCCUGGCGUACACAGGCUUGGCUCUGUCUUUGUUUCUUGUCAUACGAGGAGCUGCAAACUGGUUCAUCAUGUUGACUCUGUGGAUGAUUUACCACUCCAUUGCCAAUGUUGGACAAAAAUGGUACAGCUUUGGUUGGGAAAACCAAAUGCUUGAGACGGCAUUCCUGACAGUAUUCCUGUGUCCGGUGUGGAACCUGUCAUCCAUUCCACUGCACACCCCGACAUCUUUCAUCGUUAUAUGGGGUCUUCGAUGGCUACUCUGCAGAAGGAUGAUCGGAGCAGGAUUGAUCAAGAUAAGGGGAGACAAAUGCUGGAGAGAUCUAACAUGUAUGAAUUAUCACUAUGAGACCCAGCCGGUGCCAAACCCCCUGAGCUACUUCCUGCAUCAGUCUCCUGAACUGAUACACAAGAUGGAGACACUUGGCAACCACUUCAUCGAACUUGUGGCUCCAUUCUUCCUGAUCCUGGGACGGAGAAUGACCAUCAUUGGUGGAGGAAUACAGAUCUUCUUUCAGGUCGUGUUAAUCACCAGCGGUAACCUGAGUUUUCUCAACUGGUUGACCAUUGUUCCUAGUCUGGCAUGUUUUGAUGAUCGCAGUUUAAGUUGGAUGUUCUCUGGGAGUUCUAGGUCUGUCAAGUGUCGGGUAGCCCAAAUACAGCACCAGACAGAAAGUGGAAUAAUUAUGAAAUGCAAUUCACUGAGAUGUAUAUUCAACAUUGGCUUGGGAUGCCUCAUCCUGGGACUCAGUGUUCCAGUUGUCCAGAACCUCUUCUCUCAACGCCAAGCUAUGAACAAGUACUAUGACAGUCUGAGACUUGUCAAUACAUAUGGGGCUUUUGGAAGCAUUACAAGGGAACGAACAGAGAUCAUACUAGAAGCGACCUUCGAGAGUGACCCAAGCGACCCCCGUGCCAAGUGGCUGGAGUAUGAGUUUAAGUGUAAGCCUAGCAACAUCACACGGCGGCCGUGCAUCAUCUCCCCUUAUCACUACCGACUAGAUUGGCUGAUGUGGGUUGCAGCCUUGCAGGGCUACAAAAACAUCCGUGGCUGAAGCACCUCGUCCUCAAACUACUUGCCAAUGAUGAGGAUGUGAUGUCCUUGAUUGCAUUUAACCCUUUUGAAGGUCAACAGCCACCUAAAUUUAUCAGAGCAGAGUUGUACAGAUACAGCUACUCUAAGGUUGGAAGUCGAGAGGCGGAGGCUGGUGCAUGGUGGGUCAGAAAACAUGUCGGAAACUACCUCCCAGUGUUGCCUAGCAACACUGUACAGGAUCCUGGGAAACAGCAUAUGCCUAAUGUCAAGAUGAAAUUGUAACAUGACAAUACAUUAGCUAAAUUGUGUUAAUUUUUUUUUAUUUAUGUCAAUAAAGGCUAAUAAUAUA